This is a messenger RNA of Aphanomyces invadans, 1085 nucleotides long. RefSeq lists its product as hypothetical. Gene Ontology annotation, molecular function: glutathione transferase activity. The transcript has a single exon. Lineage: Eukaryota; Oomycota; Saprolegniomycetes; Saprolegniales; Verrucalvaceae. Gene Ontology annotation, biological process: glutathione metabolic process. The record is from RefSeq and is a predicted model, not a curated record. Bases 348 to 980 code for a protein of 210 amino acids.
UGGAAGCCAGCACCUCCACGAGGUCCGCAGCAUUCACGCAGUGUUCGAAUAGCAUCGAGGGUACCUCAUGAUGGAAGCGAGUUUUGGUCAAACAAAUCGGCAGCUUCGAGGCGUACAUGGUCGAGCAUCCUCGGCAGUCGUCUGUCCCAGAAGCACGCAAUAUCCUAUUUGCACGACAGUUCUCUGUGUGUGUGGUGCGAUGGUCCAACGCGAACGCGACGAGGAGCACGGGAAGGGCCAGUUGGCUUGCCCCCCCAACUGCCCAGUGCGGUCACGAAAUCGGCGCGACCGUUCAAAGGCAGCGACGCACUUGUUCACUUGCAACUAACGUUGUGUGAGGCGCCGCUAUGAAUCACCACCUCAAAUUGACGUACUUCGACAUGGCAGGGCGGGCUGAACCGACCCGGCUGGCGCUGACGAUUGCCGGCGUGCCGUUCGAAGACGACCGCGUGUCGUGGGGACAGUGGCCGUCGAUAAAGACGACGGUGCCAUUUCACCAGCUCCCCGUCCUCCAUGUGGACGGCCAGGUGCUGUGCCAAUCCCACGCGAUCGCUCGCUAUGUAGGGUCGCUCACGGGGCUCUACCCCGAGGGCAACAAGUUGUUGGCCUGCCGCGUCGACGAAGUCAGUGACUACGUCGAGGACAUCAUGCGCACCAUCUACGCGACUGUGCACGACAAGGACCCGGGAAACACGAAAGCGAUGUGCACGAAGCUGGCGGCCGUGACAUUGCCGGAGAUGUUUGGGCUGCUAGACGCCCGACUCGCCGACACGGGCGUGAACAGCCCGUGGUUCCUGAGCGGGAUGACGGUGGCCGAUCUCGACGUGUACUGCAUGGUGGCUUUCAUAAAGUCGAAGUUCUUGGACCACCUUCCCGUCAACCUGUGCGACGACUACCCCAAGAUCAUGGGCAUCUUCAAGGCGGUGGCCAGCCACCCAGCGGUGAUCGCAUGGAAUAAGGCGCACACGAAGGUCGAAUGAAGGAAGAAGAGCGGGAUUUUGCAGGGCUGCGUAAUGAAAACGCAUACCUACGUCACGAUGGCCGGGAAGGCAGUAGUGUGGUAGAGCAUACAGCACAAAUUGUCG